AUGGCUCUAGAGACAGCCAUGAAGACCGAGGACACCUCCUUUUUAAAGGACCCAGAGCUGCUCUCAGGGGCGCUGAUAGACGUGGCCAAACACCUGGGCAACCUGACGUUCAGAGUCUGGGAGAAGAUGCUGGGGAUGGUGCAGUACACUCCUGUGACGAUGGACCCCAACACUGCACAUGCCUAUCUCUCUCUCUCUUAUGAUCUGACCACUGUGAGAGACACAGAUACAGCGCAGAACUGUCCUGACAACCCAGAGAGAUUUUACCCAUGUUUAAAUGUGCUGGGAUCUGAGGGGUUUACCUCAGGGAAACACAGCUGGGAGGUGAAGGUUGGGAAUAAACCAAAGUGGGAUGUAGGAGUGGUGAAAGAGUCCAUCAACAGGAAGGGAGAUAUAACAUACAGCCCAGAGAGAGGAUUCUGGGUCAUAAGGCUGAGGGAUGGUGAUAAGUACAGUGCAGCAGGAGGUACUGACCUCACACUGAAGAGGAAACCCCAGAGCAUCAGGGUGCAGCUGGACUAUGACAGGGGGGAGGUGUCCUUCUUCAACUCCAGUGACAUGUCACUCAUUUACACUUUUAAACACACAUUUACUGAGAGGGUGUUCCCAUUCUUCUCUCCCUGUUUGAGAGAUGGUGGUAGGAACGAUGAGCCCCUGAAAAUCUGCCCAGUGAAAGUCUCAGUAACAGUGACAUCAUCCCAGUGA
Molecule: messenger RNA, 705 nt
Organism: Conger conger (European conger)
Lineage: Eukaryota; Metazoa; Chordata; Actinopteri; Anguilliformes; Congridae
Product: zinc-binding protein A33-like
Exons: 3
Coding region: 1-705 (234 amino acids)
Molecular function (GO): protein binding
Source: RefSeq, a predicted model, not a curated record